UCACUUUGAUCUUCUCUACUCUUGCAUUCGUUGAGUUCUGUUACUCUCAUAUUUGUUUGUGUCAGCUAAAAUCUAGAGAGAGAUAAUGAGUCAGAAGAUCAAGAUUGGCAUCAAUGGAUUUGGAAGGAUUGGUCGUUUGGUUGCCAGGGUGGCAUUGCAGAGAGAUGACGUGGAACUUGUUGCUGUUAAUGAUCCUUUCAUCACAACUGAUUACAUGACUUACAUGUUCAAGUAUGACACCGUUCAUGGUCAAUUCAAAAACUGUGAGAUCAAGUUAAAGGAUAGUAAAACCCUUCUUUUUGGUGAUAGCUCGGUUGCUGUUUUUGGUAUUAGGAACCCUGAGGAAAUUCCAUGGGGUGAGGCUGGAGCUGAUUUUGUUGUUGAGUCCACUGGAGUUUUCACUGAUAAAGACAAGGCAGCUGCACACUUGAAGGGUGGUGCAAAGAAAGUUAUUAUUUCUGCCCCAAGUAAAGAUGCACCAAUGUUUGUUGUUGGUGUCAAUGAAAAUGAAUAUAAGUCUGAUAUUACCGUCGUUUCUAAUGCAAGCUGCACAACUAAUUGUCUUGCUCCACUUGCAAAGGUUAUCCAUGACAAAUUUGGUAUUGUUGAGGGCCUUAUGAGCACUGUUCACUCUAUUACUGCUACUCAAAAAACUGUUGAUGGACCAUCAAUGAAGGACUGGAGAGGUGGUAGAGCUGCUUCUGUGAACAUCAUUCCCAGUAGCACUGGAGCUGCUAAGGCUGUUGGUAAGGUGCUACCAUCCCUUAAUAACAAGUUGACAGGAAUGUCUUUUAGAGUCCCAACUGUAGAUGUUUCAGUGGUUGACCUCACUGUUAGAAUUGAGAAAGGAGCUAGUUAUGAUGAGAUUAAAGCUGCUGUCAAGGAAGCAGCUGAGGGAAGUAUGAAAGGAAUUCUUGGUUACACAGAGGAUGAUGUUGUGUCUACUGAUUUUGUGGGUGACAGCAGGUCAAGCAUUUUUGAUGCAAAGGCUGGAAUUUCACUUAACAAUAACUUUGUGAAACUUGUCUCUUGGUAUGACAAUGAGUGGGGAUACAGCACUCGUGUGGUUGAUUUGAUUCGACACAUGGCCUCAGUUUAACAAGCUCCAAGGAAUUUUGCCUAAAUAUAUGAUGGAAUAAUUAUUCUCAAUGAGCUAUUAAGAAUUUUGUUCAAGCUCUAUGAUUAUUUAGUAGUAUCUGGAAUAAUGUUUUCCUUUUAAAUAUAAUUACACAGAAAGUGAUGUCUUUCCCUCAUUUAGGCAUUCACUAGAUCUGAAAUUUUUUGUUAUUAAAUUUCUUCUUGUCAAGGAUAGUAUUAAUUGGUAAUUGCCAAUUUACCAUUUUCUUUAUUGGUAUCAAAUUUUGAGA
This is a messenger RNA of Cajanus cajan (pigeon pea), 1367 nucleotides long. Its product is annotated as glyceraldehyde-3-phosphate dehydrogenase GAPC2, cytosolic. Gene Ontology annotation, molecular function: NAD binding; glyceraldehyde-3-phosphate dehydrogenase (NAD+) (phosphorylating) activity; NADP binding. Gene Ontology annotation, biological process: glucose metabolic process; glycolytic process. The record is from RefSeq and is a predicted model, not a curated record. Gene Ontology annotation, cellular component: cytosol. Lineage: Eukaryota; Viridiplantae; Streptophyta; Magnoliopsida; Fabales; Fabaceae.